Adineta steineri is the source of this 570-nucleotide messenger RNA. The record is from the annotation of a GenBank genome assembly. Lineage: Eukaryota; Metazoa; Rotifera; Eurotatoria; Adinetida; Adinetidae.
AUGUUUGUUAUUUGGAUUUUUCUUGUUGGUAUUACAAAUGUUAUUUGUGAAGAUUUUUAUUCAUUUACAGUUAAAGAUUGGGAAGGAAAUGAUCAUCCAUUAGAACAAUAUCGUGGAAAGGUGUCAUUAGCUGUUAAUGUCGCUAGUGAAUGUUCAUAUACUGAUUCACAUUAUGAAGCUCUUGUUGGUAUACAACAAAAACUUAAUCGAGGUAAUCGAAAUGUCUUUCAAGUACUUGCAUUUCCAAGUAAUCAAUUUGGUAAUCAAGAACCUCAUAGUGAUAGACAUAUUCGUGUAUGGGCCAAAGAUAUGUUUGAUAUCAAUUUUCCUAUAUUUGCUAAGGGUGCUGUUAUAAAAGAAGGAAUUGAGAAUGAAGAUGAAUUACCAGAUGUAUGGAGAUUUUUAAGUGAAAAAACUGAACCACCAUCGUGGAAUUUUUGGAAAUAUUUAAUAGAUCCAAAUGGUAAUGUUAUUCAAGCUUAUUCGCCUCAAAUAAAUAUGCGUCAGGUUUAUCCAGAUAUUAAAAAAUUACUUGUUAAAUACAAUUUAAUUGAUAAAUCCGAAUUAUAA